AUGGAAGUCAACCCUCCUACUACUCCUCGCGUUCCAUCGAAGAGGAGGUCCCCCUUCUCUGACACCACCGACUUCCCGCAAUCCCGCAACCACAAGCGUCAGAGGACCGUCGAGCGCAAAGAGCCCGCAGAUAAGCCCGGCGACUCUUCUCCUCCAAACCAGCAUACCACGUCGGCAGAGAAAAUCGUCGAGUCAGAGCACGAAGACGAGGAGUCGGAAGGUGAAGGAACGGUGUCUGACCCCAUGGACAUUGAGUCCGAAGACACAGCCGGCAAUCAUCUUCACGUCGCCGAUGACCUUGAGCGCGCCCUCGAAAGAAACACUCGCAGACCCAUUUUAGCCCCAGUCGAACCCGACCUGUCGACAAGUGACAUCGACGACUUACUCUCCGAUUCGGAGUUUGACUUGGACUCUGAAGACGAAGAGUUCAACUCCGUCACCAAAAAAUCUCCUUCUCAUCGAAGCCCCAGUCGCAACGAGGAGGAAUAUUACAUCGCCAUGUGUGACAUCGACUAUUACAACUCCCUGCCCGAGCCGGAGCUCCGACGCGAAGCCAUCCGCCGGAUGGAGGACAACUCCAAGGCUGAUCCCAAGGGCACUGUUGUCUAUCCUCCGCCGUGGUACAUCGCUACCCGCUUCGAUCCGCCCCGUCCUAGGGUGUGGAUCAAGGACUUCUUCUCGGGUAAAGUUCGCCCGCGUCAGUUGGUUAAUGACCGGCUGGCCGAGAUGAGCGUUGCCCAGAGGGAGAAGUGGGCGAGGGAGCAUGGAAUGGGAGGGUAUGACGAUGAGGACACCGAGUAG
This is a messenger RNA of Neurospora tetraspora, 801 nucleotides long. RefSeq lists its product as uncharacterized. Bases 1 to 801 code for a protein of 266 amino acids. Lineage: Eukaryota; Fungi; Ascomycota; Sordariomycetes; Sordariales; Sordariaceae. The record is from RefSeq and is a predicted model, not a curated record. The transcript has a single exon.